Paraphaeosphaeria sporulosa is the source of this 1595-nucleotide messenger RNA. Its product is annotated as golgi transport complex component Cog5. Gene Ontology annotation, biological process: intra-Golgi vesicle-mediated transport. Gene Ontology annotation, cellular component: COG complex. The record is from RefSeq and is a predicted model, not a curated record. The transcript has a single exon. Lineage: Eukaryota; Fungi; Ascomycota; Dothideomycetes; Pleosporales; Didymosphaeriaceae. The coding region runs from base 48 to 1400 and encodes 450 amino acids.
CACUUCGAGCGCGUGCGGCGGGUCACCGAGUCCACCAAGAGGGCACCAUGUCGGACGGCGAGCCGUCGUACAUCGACUACGAGGAAUUCCUCGACCCCGACUUCUCUGCGACAGCGUUCGCCAACACGCUGGUCCUCUCGACGAACAACCCCUCCGACACACCGCUAGACCUAUCCACACCUCUCUCGCGUGUGCUCUUCGACGUCCAGGACAUCGACACGCAAAUCGACACGCUCACAACCAAGUCUGCGCUUCCGCUGCUAGACUACACGCGAGAACAUGCAGCUUCCAGUGGACGCAUACUGGAGGAAGUGGAGGGGCAGGUCGCAAGUUUGACCGAGUCGUACAAGGCGCUGGAGAAGGAGGUCAUUGAGCGGCAUGAGGUGGCAGAACAGGUCCGCCUGACUGCCGAGCGCUUGUGCCAGACGGUCAAGAUGGGCCGGGCAGUCGCGCGCUGUCUCAUGCUAGGAAGACAGUUGGAGGUGCGCAUGACCGAGAUUGGCGGGGUUGGGAGCGCAAAGAAGGAAGACCACAGAGCAAUGGUGCGGUCGGCAGACACACUGCUGUCCUUGCGACAGAUGUUUGCGGCUUCGGGCCCAGGAGAGGAAGGAGAGGGACUGGACAGAGUGAAUGUUGUCAAUGCAUUGAAGAAUGAGCUGGUCAGUCCUGGCGAGAGAAGCAUCACCUCGAGAGCACAGCAGGUGGUCAAGGAGUUCUCCAUGUCGUCACUGCUCACGUCGGGAGGACAGGCUUCAUCGUCUACGUUCACGCAAACGGAAGACACAAAGUCACGGACAACAUCUGCCCUGCUCACCCUGUAUCUACUGUCGCCGGCCGCUGCCAACGGUGCUGCCUUUUCGCCAACUCUACUACUGAGCGCACUUCGGGACUACCUUGAGACACAGCUGAAGUCCUCACUGGCAUCUCUCGCGCGAUCACUGGCAACGCUGCCCACCCUCGACCGGACACUCCUCGAAAUCUCGGCCCGAUGUCAAAAUAUUCUGGCGCUUGAAAUGCUCUUGGAGUCCACAAAACCUCCGGCGCACCCCCUGCUGCAACCCAUUGUAAACGAGCCCUCUCACCCGGAUAAGGCGCCACCGAACAAUUUUCUGCAACCGCUUCUGCACGCGCUCGACACGUCGUCGCUGCCGUCUUACUUUUGGCGCUCGCUGGCGUCGAAUCUUGCGCCAAGAGUGCAGGAUAUCAUGCAUCGUGGUGGGGUUUCCGCAAGGACCCUGCGCUCGAACAAGGACAGGGUUAGGGAUGCGGUGAGGGACUGUGUGAAUCGGGGGAGCCAGGUGCCGGGCGCACCGGCAGGCAAGGGUAAGGCAGGCGCGGCGGGGAAUUGGGAGCGCGAGGCGGCCGUGAUGGUGUCGUCGAUCUCGGGUCAGAUACGAUGAUGGAUUCACCAUGGCGUUCCUCAGCUCCAAAAGGUCACGUGAUGCAAGGUGGUCUACGGGUGACGAUGCAUUCGGCACACCAGGUUCAUGUACGAGCGGGCGUGGCAGGCUGCUGUAACGCGGCGACCCGCGGGGGUGCUCCUAUAAUAGAACAAAACAUGUGGAUGCAGAGAGCACGUCGAGGUUCAAACGACG